Molecule: messenger RNA, 1272 nt
Organism: Anisakis simplex (herring worm)
Lineage: Eukaryota; Metazoa; Nematoda; Chromadorea; Rhabditida; Anisakidae
Source: the annotation of a GenBank genome assembly
AUGUACGUUUGGCUGUUAAUCAGCGUUUUUGAAACGCUUUCGGUUCUCUGCUCGAGAAGGAAUAUCACGACGUCUGCGGUAACCACCACCACAACCGCGAACAAUACAUCACUUAUUCACGAUAUCACUAAAGUUUUAGAUACCAUUCUUUUGAAUCAAGACAAAAAUUUCCGGCCUUUGAAUCCAGACCCAAAAAGUCCACUUCAGGUUGAAAUUGAUAUCAGCGUUCGAAGUAUGGGACCAAUAUCUGAACAUCAAAUGGAGUUUUCGUUGGAUUGCUAUUUUCGACAGAAGUGGCUGGAUCGACGUUUGGCGUUCAGUCCAUUCGGAUCGCGAGAAGAUUUACCGUUGGCCAGUAAGACUUUGAGGGAUAUUUGGACUCCAGAUACGCUCACCAUAAAGACAAAGUGCAAAAUGUUCUUUAAGAAAUUUCCAAUGGACGCUCAGGCUUGUCCAAUUGAAAUCGGAAGCCUUGGUUAUUAUUCGAAAGACGUGAUUUACGUAUGGAAAGACGUCGAGCUGGAUGCAAAAAUGAGCAAUAUGCUAUCACAAUAUCAGCUGCUCGAUGUCAUCAAAACUUCAUAUAAUAUUUCCGAUCCACGUUUCGCGAAUCUCAAUAUGUCAAUACUGAAAGUUUAUUUCAAACUGCAACGUCAGCAAGGAUUCUAUAUUCUGCAAAUAUACACACCGUGUACAUUGAUUGUGGUGAUGUCUUGGGUAAGCUUCUGGAUCAACAAAGAGGCAUCUCCAGCUCGUGUUGCCUUAGGUAUCAUGACAGUUUUAUCAAUGUCAACACUCGGUUUCGGUUCACGAUCUGAUCUCCCCAAAGUGUCGCAUUCAACCGCUUUGGAUAUCUAUAUGCUAUCGUGUUUUGGGUUCGUGUUCGCAGCACUUGUCGAGUAUGCGGUCAUUAAUUACGCGUAUAUUCUGUAUAUACAGAAAAAGAUCGAAAAAAUGCGACUGUUUUCUGCAUCACUGAUGGGUGCUGGUCGUGAGGCUGUGGAAGGAUCAGUAUCGCUGAAUGUUAAACCUAGGCCGUGGUAUAGACGAUUAUUUGGUCACAAACAAGAACGUCGUUCAGUAUUCUAUCGAAUGGCCGUUAAAGCGGCAAAGGCCAGGCAGAAGUUACGUAUGAAAGAUCCCGCAUAUGUGGUGAACCGUAUUGAUUCAGCGUCGAAAAUUGUCUUCCCGACUCUGUAUAUUCUCUUUAAUAUCAUAUAUUGGGUUGCAUUUUUAUACUAUAUACCCGAUGAAAUUAAUUCACUCAUUUGA